Molecule: messenger RNA, 6069 nt
Organism: Echinococcus granulosus
Lineage: Eukaryota; Metazoa; Platyhelminthes; Cestoda; Cyclophyllidea; Taeniidae
Product: Kinesin-like protein KIF13B
Exons: 35
Coding region: 1-6069 (2022 amino acids)
Biological process (GO): microtubule cytoskeleton organization; regulation of microtubule depolymerization; dendrite development
Cellular component (GO): neuronal cell body; synapse; cytosol
Molecular function (GO): actin binding; microtubule binding
Source: RefSeq, a predicted model, not a curated record
AUGGUACCAGAGCUGAUUAAGAAUCACCAACACGCAGCAGGGCAUAGGGGCUACCGACGCGACAAGCAAACCAUACAGCCAAGUUUAGCGAGUAUUCCUCACUUCGACUUACUAAAGAUAAAUGAAGCUUUGGGCUCCGUUGAUUGUCUUGAACCGCUCUCUGAUGGGGAUACUCAGCGUUUUGUAACACUUAGGAAAGAUGGAUUUAAAUUUAUUUCUCCUGAAGUAAACGUCGUCUUGCUGCGAGGCACAACCGUGGAAUAUAUUUUAGAAGAACUGGAUAAUGCUGUCAAUCUUCUUCCCCAUCUAAUAGCUCUCGUGUAUACUGGAGCUAUUUGCCAGUCCACUGGUUAUUGGGUCCUCUCUAAUUCCGUACUAAAGCCAGAUUACGUGACCGAAAGGAUUUCUUUGAUUUCUGGAAAACUUUAUCAAUCACUGGCUGAUACGACAAAGGAGUCUAUGCCUCCAGUGAGCCUCCAUAUCGCCUGUUCGAGCUUGCCUUCCGGUGGUGAAUGGCGUCAUGUUUUGUCAAGUCGUCUUCCAUCCGCCAUAGCCGGCCGUCCUCUCCACGUCACUGUUAAUCGACUGCAUACGCCUACUAAAAAGGCACCUGUGGGGAUUUCUGCCAAGCCCGAACUUGCUCCUUUACCCGCCGACCUUUCCGGUGUAGAGGCUUUCUGUCAACGUCUGGAACCGAUGAUACCGACGCCAGUGCCACCAGCAGUUUGCCAGCCAGCAGCUAAAACAAACGGCUGCUCCAUUCGCAUCCAACGACCCUGUCUCUACAUCUUUCCUGAGGGUUCGGGCCAGUCGGCUAUCUUUGCACUACCCGGGUUCAUUCUAAUGGUCAACGCGGGAUGUUCGUGGGAGCCCAAGUGCUGGAAGAUGGCUCAACAUCUGGAGAAUAUCGACGCCAUUUUGCACACACAUUGGGGGGCUGAAAACACCUUGGGUCUGGCUUCCCUCCUGCCCGCUCUCAUGGCCUCUUCCGAUAGCACUUCUCUUCUGCCCAAAGUCACUUGUCUCCUGACUCCGCCACCUGGCUACAUGAUAUCUCAGCCACCACCACCGACAACAAUGGCUCUCACGGACCCUCUAGUAUUGAAUGUGGCCAAGGUGAUGGGCGACCUGGCGCUUGCGAUGAAGCCUGCCAUUGCAGACUCGCGUCUCAUCACGAUGGAGGUCAACCGAGGUGCUAAGAUGGCUGCGGUACCGAAACCACUGCCUCUCUACUACAGAGCAGGAUUCGGUAGCCUCGAGCUGUACCCACUCACCCCAACUGAAGAGGACCAGGCAGAUGUGAAAAAAUUGGCCGAAAUGUGGGUGAAAUCUGCUUCCAGCAUGGCUGCAGCGCUUGCUACUGCUGCUAAGGGCCCGAUCACUGCACCCAAACAGACUGGUAUCCCACUCGCGUCACAGCUGAGCAUCUCAGCUCUCCUAAUCUGGAAACCAUCUCGAAAGUCGGACCGCCUUCUUCGCGUCCUCUUUGUGGCACCGAAUGCACACCAACUUCGCGUUCUUACAGCCCUGGAAGCUUUGCAUGUUGGAGUGCCUUACAUUCAUCAUGCUGAGCCUUACACUGUUCCCUCAACCACGACACCUGGUGUGGCACGCAGAGUAGCUUCUGCUCGACCCGCUGCCGCCGCACCGAGGGCCGCUCCGCAUGCUCCAAAGUCGGCCAUCACGUCCAAAGCACCGACUAAACUGGCACCAAAAGUGGAGGCCCGUCAGCUAAAGAGCGCACCACCGCCAUCGCACAAACCAACUUCAAUGUUGACGAAGACAGUUCCUCCAUUGAAGGCCAAGGAGGUGGUGAAAGAGAAAAAGAAAAAAGAGGAGAAAGAAAAGAAUGAGACACCCGCUGAAAUAGUAGCAGAGAUCACACCACCUGUGGAACCGACACCGGAAGUAGAUCAUCAAUCGCCAACUCCUGAGGUGAUGAAGGGGAUGAACGGAGGGGACGGAGUAGCGACGUCUCCCGUCAAGUCGAUGGAUGAGAACCAUCUGUUUGAUGGCGAGCAGCAAGCUGUCAUGGAACCCGGAGCAGAACCCUUGGAUCCUCUCCAUGAUUGGGGCCAGCCUCAAGCUAUGCCGGCUCCCACCAGUGCUCCAGCGAAGGGUGUGAGACAGACAGGUGCAAAAUCGGCGUCCCCAGGCGUGGCACACCCAGAGGGCUACUACGAGGCCUCUAUGGGCUUUUCUAAGGGUCUCUACGAAAAACUGGCAAAACGGACUUUUGUGGAUGUUGCAUUUCUACCAGGAGGUGGGGAUGUUAGUCUUGUAGAUGCAGAAUUCUUCAAACGCGUUCUCGCUCGCUACUAUGUUGCUACUACUGUGGCUCCUACUGCUGAUCUACUUAAAGCUCUUGCUGUUGGCAAGGCGACUUGGCACGGUGACAAAGCAACAGCGGUUGGUGGUAAUCAUGAGGUUUCACUCAUUUUGUCGCACGACACCCCUGGCCUAUUGGAAUGGGCUUCAUUAAAUGAGAAACGCCUGACAGAUGACGAUAUUGACCUCCUGACAGUUGCUGAGCGUUCAACUAUCCAAUUGGUGACUGCAGAAAGUGCUGCUGGUGGUGAUAGAAAUGCCAACGAUCUCUCCUGCCCCGGCUUCCAAGCCAAGAACCAGUUCUUUGCCACCGCCAACUUCCAUUUUACCCUCACCUUGCAAAUGUCUAAUUCACGUGAUUUGUAUGAGCUUCUGAAGCCACUGAAAGGUGAGGAUCACUUGAGGCAUUACUGUCAUUGCGACAUGGAGGGUAAGGAUGUGGCGGUCCCUUCCUUCUUUACCGCUACAAUGAGUCGUAGAACGCUACCAACACACCAGUUAGGCGUAAAUACACCCAAUGAAACAGAUGAAGACAAUCCUACAAAUGACUUUCCCGAAUCCCAAGCCCAUCAUACGGAUGCGAUGUCGACCAGUGACAAGGCCAAAUCCAACAACCAAACAUGUACCUUUGUGCAUCAGGCUAAAAAGUUAUGGCCUCUCUUCAAUGAGGAGGAGAAGGAAAAACUUUUGCGAAGGGAGGAGGAGGAUUGCAAACACCGUCUCCAAAUGACGGUGAAGGGCGUCGCGCGUAUCAGCUGUUAUCGAUUGAUGAUGAGCGCAGAGACGCGCCGCUUUGGUUGCGUGCCCGUGCAUGAACCACUGACCCCGCGUCAUCUUCGAAGGAGCCCAUUCGCAUCGCCAGCUAGUGGUUCGUCUGUUCAACGAAUACUUGACAAUCAGCGCUCUGACCCUUCGACUGGUCUACGUGGACGCAAUGUUACCUCAAGCCCUCUUUACCCCCCUUCCGCAUUCAACUCUCCAAGGUUCAACGAUUCGAUGGGUAGCUUUGAGGAGAUUCGUGAAAAGCUGGUUCAAGCAAAUCUACUGGCGGAACGAGCUAACACCUUGCUUAAGGAGCGUCGCAGUAACGUGCAGUAUCACGUCUCCCUUCAAGUGCCAAUUCACUGUCUCAAUCAAGCGAAACGAGCGCAUCGUCAGCUUCAAUGCGAGCCUGUCAUCGAAUUACACCGUGGAGGUGUUCGAGAGAGAUCAAUGAGUCUUGCUCGAAUGCAGCACAACCUCAGGGAACUUGAAUCAAACCAAGGAGAGAAUGAGGACAGUGGUGUCUCAGUCAGUGGUUCUUCCGAUCAUACCAGUGAAGUGAGAAGAUUACCCAUAAGACAACAAGAGUUGUGUGCAAAAAACGGCGAUCUUGUCCUGAUUGGUGUGGCAAAUUUAUACCUCCGAUGUCUGCUAUUCAUCAGCGAAUUCGCCUAUCAAGCCCCAAUUCUCAGCCCACAAGGCGAGGUGUCUGGACGCGUAAGUGUUGAGCUGACAACAGCCAUCUGCUCAGAAGUCUCCAGAUCCCAGCAGCCUGGUGUUUCGGCAGGUGUUUCAGACCUUGUGGAUCGAGAACUCUGCGAUUUUGGAGGAAACGUGUUGGAGGUGCGAGUUACAAUUCAUGGGGCCAUUGGUAUUCCGCAUUCUUUUGCAAAGAUGAUCCUCUGCCACUACCAAAUGCUUGGAGUGGAGGAACCGAUUGUUGUGCUCCCCAAACGUGAGUCGUUUUCAGCCCAGGCGCCACUUCCAGAUCCCACAAUCCGAGAGUACGAACGCGCUGAACGCUGUGUCUUUGAUCACAAACGCACCUUUCAUCUUCCCCUCAAUCGCCAGACUCUCAACAGCCUUGCGGAUUAUGCGCUCUCCAUUGAGGUGUAUGGAAACCUUCAAGAACCAAAAAGCAACACCCUCCUUAGACGUAUAACAACAAAUAGAGUUCAAUCGUAUCUAAACACCAAUCGACAGAUCGCGGAUCAGCAGCUUCAACGGGCUAACAGUCCACCACAGAUACGAACAAUGAAAUUACGUCGCUACAAGUCUGAUCUAGCGGACAAACGGAAACCGUCACUUCAGGGCUCUCAAACAUUAGCCGCUGGUGCUUCUCCCACAAAUGGACUUCCCAAUGAAGUGGCUACACGACUGGCUGAGGAUUGGUUGAGGGUUCAGCGAAGAGUGGAUUUCUGGGUAUCUAUUGAAGAAUUGAUGGAAGAUGGGAAUUUCAAGAAGGUACCCGUAAUCCCCUCCUCAGAUGUCAAAACUGGGGGAAUUUACCAACUUCGUCAGGGGCUGAAUCGACGCAUUCGAGUGCUAAUUCGUCCAAACGAUCUUAGUCGAAGGGAUAGAGGUGUUCUACCUCUGUUUUGUGAAACGGUUUCUAAGGUUUCUGUAGGCUGUGUUACAAGAUCGGUAGCUGAUUUCGAAAACGGGCUGAGCCAUUACCCUAAAAGUCAUAACGCCCCCGACUCCUAUCAAGAAUACGAUCUUGAGACAGUGCGACGCAAGUGGUGCAACGCCAUGGAUGAGUGGCAGUCUUAUCUCCAGAGUAAUUUGCAAGCAUUGGCAAAGAAACGAGAAAAGGAGGCUGCAGAUGAAGCAAAGGAAGGCUAUCUGCUUAACCGUUGGGUCUCAUCAAUCCUGGAGCGAGACGCAAUUCUUGUGCCUGCACCCGGUUCCAAUCUUCCUGGCGCCACGGCCACCGAAAUCCCACCACCGGGCCUUGAACAACACACCCCUCUUGUAUUUGCAGAUCUUGGAGACAGAACAUUUAACAAGCCAUUGAAGGUAGGAGGUCACUCCUAUCUCGAAGGUGAAGAGGCAGCUUUAAAGGAAGGAAAGGCAUUUGUUACUCUCCCAUUAAUCAAGACUUAUGCCACCCUUAUUGGUGCCUUGGCCUCGUGGGACUCCAACUUACAUGAGAGUGACCUUCUCAACAAAAUUACACCCCCAUCAGAGCGGAUCUACCUCAUUGUCAAGGUGCAUAUCCUUGUGAGCAAGCCGACAUUAAUGACAUUGGUGUUGAGGAAGCGGAUAUGUGUACGAAUUUGUAAAAGAAGUGCCCUCUCAAAUCUCUUCAAAAGUCCCUUUUCUCGCAUGGUCUCAAACGAAAAGGAGAUGCUAUGGACAGGAGUGGCUUAUCAGUUUGUGGCUGGAAUACCUCAAAUGGCACCGUACGCACUGAAUUCAUCCACGGUGGAGGUGAAGGAGGAGACCACCUCAGCUGAAUCCUUUGCCGGACAGUACAUGCGAACUAUUCAGUCAGUUAGCAGUGAACUCUACCUGGAUGGCUUGCGACAGGAGGUCGCUCUUCGAGAGGCCCUAGCAACCAAUCAGCAGAAACGUCAACCUUUCGACCUCGAAAAUCUAGGCAUAGCUAACCAUGAAUCCGAUCUAUCCGAGGGAAGUCUCUCGCGAUCUCGUUCCUUUACCGACAAACCCAAACGACUUUUUUGGUUUGAUACCCUACGACAACGCAGUCAGACUCGACGGAAACCCAGUCCCUACUUCAAUCUAUCGAGAAUCCGCAAUAGGACAGACAACUCACCCAUGUCCCCAUUGUUCUUCCAAGGACGUGGUGAAACGAGUCGAGGGAUAUCAUCGGCAGAUUCGGACGGGACGGCGGUUCAACAAUUGGUAGAGGAUCUUCGCACCUCGACCGUAUCAAGGAUGAAUGGCCCCUCGGCUUCGGAGGAACAGAUGGCCUGGAGUCGACGUGAUAGAGAAAAGCAGAGAGGCGCCGAUUAA